Molecule: messenger RNA, 4215 nt
Organism: Haemorhous mexicanus (house finch)
Lineage: Eukaryota; Metazoa; Chordata; Aves; Passeriformes; Fringillidae
Gene: CWC22
Product: CWC22 spliceosome associated protein homolog
Exons: 20
Coding region: 274-3774 (1166 amino acids)
Biological process (GO): mRNA splicing, via spliceosome
Cellular component (GO): catalytic step 2 spliceosome
Molecular function (GO): RNA binding; protein binding
Source: RefSeq, a predicted model, not a curated record
AGCCCCCGGGUUGGGUGGUCGCGGCCUCCCCCUCCGCGAGCGGGAGGCCCCGGGCCCGGGCCGGGAACCGUGCGGCGGGGUCGGUGGGUAGGGCCCCGGCCGCGGCCUGGCCUCUCGCUCCCGGCCGCUGCUGUGCGGCCGCUGUGUGACCGCAGGAAAUCGGAACAGACCCGGGGCAGCCUUUUGGUGUGAAAUGGUUUUCAUAUGCUGAACUCCAGCUUGGAUUGCCUCAUUGCUGCACGUUGAGAACUUUGGUAAAAGCAGGAAGUCAAGAUGAAGAGCAGGGUGACACAAGUAAAUCACGGUUCCAGUCAUGACAGGAGGGAAAACUACAGUUCCCGACAUGACAGUUUGUCUCCAGAGGACAGGGAUAUGGAGCGUGACAGGUCUCGGUCUCCAUCUCCCAGGAAGAGGAGGUACUCUGAUGACAGCAGAUAUGAUGAGGAAUAUUCAAGACGAGAAUACUAUGAUGACAGAACUUCAGAUGGAAGAAGGAUGGAAAGGGGGAGAGACAGACACUAUGAGAGAUGGGAGGACAGAGAAUAUGAUCGAAGGAAGCAGAGACGAUACUCAUCACCUGACCGCAGGAGUCCGGAGAGGUCGACAGGCCAGAGCUCACUUGCCCAUGAUGAGACCACCUCAAAGAAGAAGAAAGAAGAAGUGGAUCCAAUCCUCACUCGCACAGGUGGUGCAUAUAUUCCACCUGCCAAGCUCAGGAUGAUGCAAGAGCAAAUCACUGAUAAAAAUAGCUUGGCAUACCAGAGGAUGAGUUGGGAAGCAUUGAAGAAGUCGAUCAAUGGUCUUGUCAAUAAAGUGAACGUUUCUAAUAUAGAAAACAUCAUUCAUGAGCUCCUUCAGGAGAAUAUUGUUCGGGGAAGGGGAUUGCUGUCUAGAUCCAUUUUGCAAGCUCAGAGCGCCUCUCCGAUUUUCACUCAUGUUUAUGCAGCUCUUGUGGCAAUCAUCAAUUCCAAGUUUCCAAAUAUUGGUGAAUUGAUCCUCAAGAGGCUGAUACUGAAUUUUCGUAAAGGGUAUCGCAGAAACGACAAGCAACUCUGUCUAACAUCUUCAAAGUUUGUUGCACAUUUGAUGAAUCAGAAUGUGGCUCACGAGGUUUUAUGUUUGGAAAUGCUCACUUUGCUGCUUGAAAGGCCUACCGAUGAUAGUAUUGAAGUAGCAAUUGGAUUUAUUAAAGAGAGUGGGCUCAAAUUAACAGAAGUUUCUCCUAGAGGUAUUAAUGCAAUCUUUGAUCGCCUUCGACACAUUCUGCAUGAAUCCAAAAUCGAUAUGCGCGUUCAGUACAUGAUAGAAGUCAUGUUUGCUGUGCGGAAGGAUGGCUUCAAGGAUCAUCCAAUCAUUCCAGAGGGAUUAGAUCUAGUGGAAGAGGAGGAUCAGUUUACUCAUAUGUUGCCAUUGGAAGAUGACUACAACCCAGAGGAUGUUCUUAAUGUUUUCAAGAUGGACCCGAACUUUAUGGAAAAUGAAGAGAAAUACAAAAUGCUGAAGAAAGAAAUUCUUGAUGAAGGUGACACUGAAUCUGAAGGCAAUCAAGAAGCUGGAAGUAGUGAAGAAGAUGAAGAAGAUGAUGAAGAGGAGGAUGAGGAUGGUCAGAAAGUUACUGUCCAUGACAAAACAGAAAUUAACCUGGUCUCCUUCCGUCGUACAAUUUAUCUGGCUAUUCAGUCAAGCUUAGACUUUGAAGAAUGUGCUCACAAACUGCUGAAGAUGGAUUUUCCUGAAAGUCAGACUAAAGAACUCUGCAAUAUGAUACUUGACUGCUGUGCUCAGCAAAGAACAUAUGAGAAAUUCUUUGGGUUACUGGCUGGGCGUUUCUGCAUGCUAAAGAAAGAAUAUAUGGAGUCCUUUGAAGCCAUUUUCAAGGAGCAGUACGAUACCAUCCAUCGUCUGGAAACCAACAAACUGAGGAAUGUGGCCAAGAUGUUUGCUCAUCUCCUGUACACCGAUUCAAUUCCCUGGAGUGUCCUUGAAUGUAUAAUACUGAGUGAAGAAACUACCACAUCCUCCAGUAGAAUUUUUGUCAAAAUAUUCUUUCAGGAACUCAGUGAAUAUAUGGGACUUCCAAAUUUAAAUGCAAGAUUAAAAGAUGUGACACUGCAGCCUUUCUUUGAGGGAUUAUUGCCUCGGGAUAACCCAAGAAACACUCGCUUUGCCAUCAAUUUCUUCACUUCCAUUGGCCUUGGAGGACUAACGGAUGAAUUACGGGAACAUCUUAAAAAUGCACCAAAGUUGAUCAUGACACAGAAGCAAAAUAUUGAGUCAUCAGAUUCCUCCUCAUCUUCAGACUCAGACUCUUCCUCAGAUUCUGAUUCUGACAGCAGCAGUAGUAGCUCAGAGUCAUCCAGCAGCAGUGACUCCUCAUCAAGCAGCGACAGCAGCAGUGACUCAGAUGUUUCUAAAGCCAAAAGGAAGAGAAUGCAAAAGAAAAAUAGAGAAUCUGAUAAAGUUUCCAGGAAAAAACAAGAACGGAAAAGGAAAUCACUCGAAAAGAAAAUUGGAAGGAGGCAGCAAGAGGAAAGAAGUGAUACUGAGAGGAAAUCAGAAAGAAAUCACCGACAUCUAAGAGAAUCACACAGGAGAGAUGAUGUUUCAAAGUACCACCACAGAGAUGAACCCAACGGCAGAGAUGGUUACCACAGCGGAAAGGAUAGGAACCACGAAAGAAGUAAGGAUCCAGAAAAUAAACACAGUAAUUCCAAACUGAAGAAAGCAGAAAGAAGAGCUUCUGUGUCUGACGAUGAAAAUUACAGACAUUGGAGCAAAGACGAUGGACAUCGUAGUAGGAAAAGAGAGAGAUCCAAGUCCCGCGAAAGGGAGCGCGGCCGCUGCAGCCCGCGGGAGGAGGAGCAGGAGCAGGAGGAGCGCUCCAGGAACGGCUCGGAGAGGCAGCGGGACAGGCACAGCCGGUACUCCGAACAGCACAGGGAGUCCCGCAGGACCCACGACAGGCGCCGGGAGGGGUCCCCGCGCCGCAAGGAGAGCUCCCCGCACCGGCGGGAGGCAUCUCCGCACCGGCGGGAGAGCUCCCCGCGCCGCAAGGAGAGCCCCCCGCACCGGCGGGAGGCAUCCCCGCACCGCAGGGAGGGCUCCCCACACCGCAGGGAGAGCCCUCCGCACCGGCGGGAGGCAUCUCCGCACCGCAGGGAGAGCCCCCCGCGCCGCCGGGAGAGCCCCCCGCGCCGCCGGGAGGCAUCCCCGUACCGGCGGGAGAGCCCCUCGCACCGGCGGGAGGCAUCCCCUUACCGGCGGGAGGCAUCCCCGCACCGCAGGGAGAGCCCCCCGCACCGGCGGGAGGGCUCCCCGCACCGGCGGGAGAGCCCCCCACACCGGCGGGAGGGCUCCCCGCACCGCAGGGAGAGCCCCUCGCACCGGCGGGAGGCAUCCCCGCACCGCCGGGAGAGCUCCCCGCACCGCAGGGAGAGCCCUCCACACCGGCGGGAGGCAUCCCCGCACCGCAGGGAGAGCUCCCCGCACCGCCGGGAGAGCCCUCCGCACCGCAGGGAGGCAUCCCCGCACCGGCGGGAGAGCCCUCCGCACCGCAGGGAGAGUCCCCCGCGCCGGCGGGAGGCGUCCCCGCGCCGGCGGGAGGCGUCCCCGCACCGGCGGGAGAGUCCCCCGCACCGGCGGGAGGGCUCCCCGCACCGCAGGGAGAGCCCCUCGCACCGGCGGGAGAGCCCUCCGCACCGCAGGGAGAGUUCCCCGCGCCGGCGGGAGGCAUCCCCGCACCGGCGGGAGAGUCCCCCGCACCGGCGGAAAUGAAGCCUAGCCCCCGCGGCAAUCAAGGUUCAUUUCCUAGCUGGUAGAACUGUUAUUUUAAAAUCUAUUACUGAAGUUUCUUUGAAAAGAAGAUUUUUGUACAAAGUGACAGUUAGCAUUUGUAAAUUUUACCAGACUUUUUCAAAUUUUCGGUAACACUUUUUUAUAACCGUAUCAUUGGAUUUUUCUGUUAUGUUCUUUGUUUGGAAAGACAAAGCUCUUUUAUUUUGUGAAUAAAACAGUAAGAUACCAGCACAUUGGGUAUUUUGUCACUUAGUUUCAAGUAUUUCUAAUUUUAACUUCCCAGUCUAAAAACCUGUUGGUUUUUAACUUCACUUGUUGAUUGAAAUCCAGAUGCUGAGGUUGGGGUGGUAAUGUAAGAAUUUCAGACUACAAUGUGAAUGUUACGUGAGAAAGCGAUAAAAUUUUCAAAGAAGCAUUCUA